CUCUCGCUUGUCCUGCGAACAGCCAUUACAAGGUGUGUGCUGACACCUGUGGGUCUAACUGUGCAGGGCUCCUCGCUCCAGUGACCUGUAAGUUCAAGUGCACCGAGGGCUGUCAAUGCGACUCUGGCUUCGUCUUCAGUGGUGAACAGUGCAUUCCUAUAGCUAAGUGCGGCUGCACAUUCGAGGGCAGAUACAUCCAGCUAGGGGAGACGGUGCUGACAGACGACUGUAAGGCAAAGUGUAGUUGCCAGGCCUCUGGGGUGGUGCAUUGUCAGUCUGUGAGCUGCUCUACCAACGAAAUCUGUGAGGUCAGGGAUGGUGUGCGAAAUUGCUUCAAGGAUGGCACGUGCUCAAUCAAGCAGGGGAAGCGCUUCACCACCUUCGACGGUUUAUCCGGCGAUGUACGAUUGCCGGGCGUCUAUGAGAUAGCUUCGCUGUGUAACACGAGCUCCUCUGCCUGGUUCCGGGUGGUGGCGGAUUUCCGAGUGUGCGACAGAAACGGGAACCCUGGUAUCGCCACAACCUACAUGUUCUUUCAAGAUACCUUCAUCGCAAUUAAUGCAAAAAAGCAGAUCUGGGUAAACGGACGUCCCUUGAAACGGAGUCAACUCCCAUACAGCGCCAGCUCUACCGUGACCUUAAGGGUCAAGGCCAGUUAUGUGGUUGCAGAACACUCUUCGAAGAUCAUGGUGUGGUUUGACGGGUCCCAGGAGCUGACGGUGACCUUAGUGGAUGAGUACGCCGGUCGUCUGUGUGGCCCCUGCGGGAACUUCAACGGUAAUUUGGAUGACGAGCUGGUGCUCCCUGGCGGCGAGGCUGCCGGCAACGUUGUGCAGCUUGUCACACGGUGGCUGGCUGAAGAUUUCUCAGUCUGCACCGACUGAAAGACAUCGAUGGGAACGUCCGACAGCCAGAAGCCAAAUCCAAGAUCGUCGCGAACCAACGCAACUUCUCUCUUCCGCAGAAUCAAUCGUUUACUUACUUUCCUUCAUCCCUUCCUCCAUUCCUCCCAUGUCACCGCGAUGGUCAAACGCAACCAAGGUUACGGGACGCUUUUUGUUUUUUUUUUUGCGCGCGCGUGUGUGUGUGUGUGUGACGCGUAAAAAAAAAAAAGCUAAUAAAAUUUCCAUCCUUUACGGCGCUUAAUAAA
Callorhinchus milii (elephant shark) is the source of this 1150-nucleotide messenger RNA. RefSeq names its product IgGFc-binding protein-like. The transcript has 4 exons. The record is from RefSeq and is a predicted model, not a curated record. The annotation marks the transcript as partial. Lineage: Eukaryota; Metazoa; Chordata; Chondrichthyes; Chimaeriformes; Callorhinchidae.